Daucus carota subsp. sativus is the source of this 591-nucleotide messenger RNA. RefSeq names its product nitrogen regulatory protein P-II homolog. Bases 4 to 591 code for a protein of 195 amino acids. The transcript is spliced from 8 exons. NCBI's taxonomy places the organism in Eukaryota, Viridiplantae, Streptophyta, Magnoliopsida, Apiales, Apiaceae. Gene Ontology annotation, biological process: regulation of nitrogen utilization. Gene Ontology annotation, cellular component: chloroplast thylakoid; cytosol. Gene Ontology annotation, molecular function: enzyme regulator activity; ATP binding. The record is from RefSeq and is a predicted model, not a curated record.
GCAAUGGCUUCUUUGUUCACCACCCUCCCCUCUCUUUGCUCUUCUUUUAAUCACUCUCCUUCACUUGCUAUCACUUCUCCUCUCAUCCGACCCACUUUUAAGGACACAUCCUCUUCUCGAUUUUCGCUAAAAUUCUCAAAAAUCUCUCCUCUUUCCCCGGUCAUUCGUGCUCAAAGUGCUCCAACGGAGGACUUUCCUGAUGCUAAGUUUUACAAAGUGGAGGCAAUAAUCAGAGCUUGGCGGGUCCCAAAAGUUUCUCUGGCCCUGUUGCGAAUGGGUAUUCGUGGGGUGACUGUUUCUGAUGUUAAAGGCUUUGGUUCACAAGGCGGUAUGAAGGAAAGGCAUGCUGGUUCUGAAUUUGGUGAAGAUAUGUUUGUUUCCAAAGUCAAGAUGGAGAUCGUUGUGUGCAAAGAUCAGGUGGAAGCGGUGAUCGAGAAGAUCAUCGAAGAAGCAAGAACAUCUCAAAUCGGAGAUGGCAAGAUUUUUGUGAUACCGGUCGCUGAUAUAAUUCGGGUUCGCACAGGAGAGCGUGGCGAAAAGGCUGAGCGUAUGAGUGGAGGACGGUUCGACAUGUCCUCUUCCGAAGCUUAG